AGCAGUGAAUGUAGACCAUAAAGUAUGGUUGCUAAAACGUUCUUUCCAAGUUUCUAUCUACCAUUUAUUCUGAGUUUUGAAAGUCACGUGAAUCUCUGCGUUCUUAUUAUAAUUCAAACUUCACUUCUUGCCCGCCCUUACAACCACCCAUCCGUUGAUUAAUCAUCUCUCCCUCAGACCAGACCCCAUCAUCCCCAAAGUCUCGAUUUUUAUUUUGAAAAAACAAGAAACAUAAAAUCCCAGAGUUUUUCUUUGGGUAUUUCUCGAUUCCCGAGACAAGCAGUUUUCGUGUGACCCAAUUCUUGAUCAUUAAAUUCGGGUUGAUCGGGGUUUUUAUAAUCUUGAGGAUAGUAAGGUCUAAACCAGAGGAGAAGGCUUGAAUUGGGUUAUUGGGUAUCUUGUGAAAAUCUCCAGAGCUGCCGUUGAAGCGUGAAAAAGCUUCCCCUUUUCGUGGUCUCCCCUUUCUUUUUAAUAUAUACUCUUCCCCAAAAAAGUCGUCUUUUUUCAUAUAGCAUGCCGGAGCUGGGGAGGGUUCAUAAUGCAACAGAAUAUGAGGAAGAAAUCUAAUGAAUCAUCAAAGCCCAAAGAAAGACAUAUUGUUUCUUGGUCUCAAGAGGAAGAUGAUAUACUAAGAGAGCAGAUUAGAGUCCACGGAACUGACAACUGGACUACCAUAGCAUCAAAGUUUAAGGACAAAACCACCAGGCAAUGUAGAAGAAGAUGGUUUACUUAUUUGAACUCUGAUUUCAAAAGGGGAGGAUGGUCUCCAGAAGAAGACAUGCUCUUAUGUGAGGCUCAGAGGAUGUAUGGCAACAGAUGGACUGAAAUUGCCAAGGUGGUAUCAGGCAGAACCGAUAAUGCUGUGAAGAAUAGGUUCAAUACCCUUUGCAGAAAGAGAGCAAGAAAUGAGGCGUUAGCAAAAGAGAACAGUAACUCUUCAUCUGUUGAUGUGAAUAACAGAAGGGAUGUUUUACCUGGUUGGAUCAAUGAUGAUAGCAUUUCAGAAUCAACAGAAUGCCUUAAGAAGCAGAGGAGGAGUCACUUUUCAGAACCCCUGGGAAAUUCCAAGAAUGGGGGAAAGUCUCUUGUCAGUUGUGAUUCACCAAAUCAUCAGCUAAGAACUCCUUUGACUGUUCUAUCUCAAAACUUACCUAGUCUUGGGGGAAACUUAUCCAGUCAUCAGAGUGCCAGAGACAUCCCCAAUGCUUAUCACACAGGAUUUAACAAUAAUAAAAAUGAGGGAACAUUUCUUAAGAAGGACGAUCCGAAGAUGAUGGCUCUAAUGAAACAAGAAGAACUGUUAAACUCAAUGGCACUCAAGGCUAAUUCUCAUGAAAGCACAUUCCAGAAGAAUCUUGAAAGCUCUUGCCAGGUCGGCUGCGACAGCUUGCUGUUGUGCAGCCAGACUGGGCUAUCUCAAGAGACUGGUGCAGGAAGUUCUGAAUAUAGUACUGGAUCAACUUCAGUAUGUGAUGAAUUUGAUAAAUUGGUUUCUUGCAAUAUUGCUUCUUCUACUGCACAAGUUGAUUUCUUUCCAGCUUAUGACAUAGUUAAAUCCAAUGAUGAGACUAUAAGUGAGUAUCCAAACGAAGAAUUCAGAUCCCCUCUUCAAGUAGCUCCAGUUUUCAGAUCACUAGCUGCUGGUAUUCCCAGCCCCAAAUUUUCAGAAAGUGAGAGACAAUUCUUGAUAAAAACACUUGGAAUGGAAUCUACAUCAUCAAAUACCAACAUCACCUCUUCUCAUCCCCCAUUGUGCAAGAGAGCCCUCCUCCACAGUCUAUGAUCACCAUCUGAAUGACCCUUUAUCCCAAUUUUCAGGCAUGCAUGGCUAGGUGUUUUUUCUUUCCUAUCAGUCCUGUUUGCUUCCCUCGGAUUGCUGUUAAGUUUGACAAUCCGGUGGUCCAUAACUAGAAUGCUAAGGAGCAUCCUAGUUUUUUUUCAAGAACUGUUUUUGUCACAUUCUUUUUGUGUGUUUAUGCGGGGGCAUGGAUAGGGCAUAUCCACUGUCUUCCCCGUAUUAUUAUUUUACAGGCAUUACUCUUAUGCCUAUUGUACAAAAACAUACAGCGUAGUUAGUGAUUGGCACAUCGCCAAUAUUACUCCCUCAUAUAUAAUAGAAUAUAUAUAGAAUAGUGAAUGAAGGAAUUGGAACUCAAAAAAAAGAUGAGGAUAUAGAUAUAUAGAAUAGAGGAGGAUCAACUAGUUGUGAAGUGGACUUCCUUUGGUAUAUUUGUUUUUGUGUGCAGAAUUAUUAGAUAAAUAAGGUUUGUGGUUUUCCAUUCUCUUCCUCUCUUAUCAAUAUGUAACAUUUUAGUUCAUAUUUAUUGUAACAGUUCGUCCAAUAUGUGUUUGGUGUGUCCUUCACUACUUGAACAUGUAUAUGAAGGUGCCUAAAGUUUUAAGCUGUUACUCAUAAAACAGUC
Messenger RNA from Cuscuta europaea, 2423 nucleotides. NCBI's taxonomy places the organism in Eukaryota, Viridiplantae, Streptophyta, Magnoliopsida, Solanales, Convolvulaceae. The record is from the annotation of a GenBank genome assembly.